Messenger RNA from Neocloeon triangulifer, 2799 nucleotides. Its product is annotated as DDB1- and CUL4-associated factor 11. Gene Ontology annotation, biological process: proteasome-mediated ubiquitin-dependent protein catabolic process. NCBI's taxonomy places the organism in Eukaryota, Metazoa, Arthropoda, Insecta, Ephemeroptera, Baetidae. Gene Ontology annotation, molecular function: protein binding. The record is from RefSeq and is a predicted model, not a curated record. The coding region runs from base 439 to 2052 and encodes 537 amino acids. Gene Ontology annotation, cellular component: Cul4-RING E3 ubiquitin ligase complex. The transcript has 12 exons.
GUUAUGAUGCUGCAAAGUUUGCCAAGCCUGAAAAUGGGACAAAUAUUUCAUCCGCAUUGCACGCACCGCUAAACUUUUCUCGAGUGUGUUGUGUUCCCAAGAAGUUGAUCGAUAAGCUCGGGUUUAUUUUCGAACUUGGCUCUGAGAUGCAAAAUAUUCACCUCCAGCCCUUUCCUUAAAAUACAUACACGUGGGGUAUGUUUUUGUACACUCAGAUCCUAGACACCUUAAAAUGAGGCCUACAUAAUUUUAUCGCAGUGUAUAAAAGUGAAAGUUGUCACGGGCAAUUUUUGUGUUUGGCGGAGCAGCUGAUCAACGCGGACUCUGGACCUUUGCGAUUUUUAUUGCGUUGCAAAAAGUCGCGAUUAAGAUUAAAAAAUGAUUUGUUUGUGCUGACUUUAUUUUACAAAUAGGGUUGUCUAUCAGUUGCUGCCUUGCAUGGGAUCGUCUUCUUCAAGAGCCACCCCUAGAAUGGAUGAGGCCAAUCAAAACAAUGAGAGAAACAAUGACGCAGUACCUGAGCAAGACAACGAACAGGACUCAGAUUUGGCCACUAUUCUGCAGUUCCUAAUCAGAAGUGGCCAAAUCCACAUCAUCACUGCGGAGCACGAAGAGACUGGUGGCGACGACGAACGAGCUCUGCCCCCGCCAAAAAUCAACCAUCAGCCCAACACCACCAUUCUUGAUAAGUGCGAAUUCAGCAUGAGGACCAAAAUUGAGAGUGGUGUUUUCAAAGAUGUCCCUGGCCCCAGCAAACCCAACUCCAUCCCUCAUUUGCUACAAUGUCGAGAGUAUGGAAUGUUUGGGCAAAAUAAGUUCUCCAACGGAGAUCGGUGUAAAAUUUUCAACAACUUUCUGCCCAACACCCUGGACCUUGUACAAAACUACCACAACAAAGCCUUCUGCGGCACCUACUCCAGACAAGGAGACUUCUUUCUUAGUGCUUGCCAAGAUCGCAAUUUGAGACUCUACGACACAAGCAAUGGCCAGUUCAAACUUCUAAAAACAAUCCAGGCAAGGGAUGUUGGCUGGAGCAUUUUGGACACGGCAUUUAGUCCAGACGGAACUCACGUCGUCUACUCCAGUUGGUCCGAAUGCAUCCACAUUGUCAACCUUUUUGGAGACACGGACAACCAAGAGGCUUUACCUUUGAGUCCCGAUGACCGCCGCUUUUGCAUUUUCUCGCUGGCAUUUUCCAAUGAUGGCAACAAAAUUCUUGGUGGGGGCAACGAUGGCUACAUUUACCUGUAUGACAGAGAUUGCCAGCAGCGGUGCCUCCGGAUUGAAGGUCAUGAUGAUGAUGUAAACUCGGUAGCUUUUGCUGACAGUACCUCACAAAUUCUGCACAGUGGUGGUGACGAUGGACUUUGCAAGGUUUGGGACACACGAACGCUGAAUGAAAGCAAUCCAAAGCCAGUGGGGAUCUUGGCAGGACACAUGGACGGAAUCACAUUCAUCGAUCCGAAGGGCGACAGUCGCCACUUGAUCACCAAUUGCAAGGACCAGUCCAUCAAGCUGUGGGACAUCAGGGUGUUCUCUCCAGAGCGAGGUCAGGACAACACAAAACAGGCAGUUAUGGACCAAAACUGGGACUACCGGUGGCAACGAGUGCCAAAGAAACUUGUUAACCCGAGAACCAAGCUGGAGGGAGAUACGUCGAUCAUGACCUACAGAGGCCACAGUGUUUUGCAGACACUGGUGCGGUGUCGCUUUUCACCAGCGGCCACCACCGGCCAAAGGUACAUUUACACAGGCUGUGCUGCAGGAAGGGUCAUCGUGUACGAUUCCCUCACUGGUAAAAUUGAAAGGACUCUCUCGGGUCACAGAGGCUGUGUAAGAGAUGUUUCGUGGCAUCCUUUCAACUCUGAGAUUAUUAGUACUUCGUGGGAUGGCUACUUAGGAAGAUGGACCUACGAGGUGAGUGAGCAGUCCUUAGAUGAACUGGCGGAAGUUGAGCCAGCCGCGUCUCCAUCCCUUAGCCUGCCGAGGCGGAGUCAAAGACUGGUGCAGAAAAUGUUGAACCAGCUGCCGAGCAGCAUGAAUGUGGACUAAGUUUGACCGACGUCUUAAAAUGUCACAGCAUCAAGAAGUUCUCUUGAGAUGCACAAUAGGGUAAACAGCAUCACUCUUCCUUUCCCGAAACGAAUGAGUGCGCAAGAUUGACACCACCAUUUAUUUGAACGAGACGAAUGCAAAUAACCCAGCAAAGUAUGUAAUUUUAAUGCACAUUGGAUUGUAAAUCAGGAAAUAUAAGUGAACGAGUGUAAUUUUUUAUAUUAUGCGAAAGACUGGUGGUUGCUGAUAUGCAGAAUAGUGCUCCCGUCAAAUUUUUAUUUUAUUUUGAAAAAUUGAGUGCACUGUCAUAAAUUUCAGUCACAAAUGUUAGGACGAAUUGAUGAUUUGUAAGUUCCUAAGAUUGGUUUUAAUGUGCCAGUGCACAUUAAUAUUUUAUUUUUUGCGUGAUUGAGCCCACAAGGUGUUGGAAAAGUAUUUGAUUGCUACGAAUUUUGAAAUAAUAUCGUUUGGGCCUUAAAAAUUAAUGAAAUUUACAGCAAGCUCUCAACAGAAAUCAAAAUCCUCAUCACUGCACUCUUAUUUGGCACGUGCAGUGUGAGAGCAUUUUAGUCAAUUUUCUAGAACCAUGAUGAUGAUAGCUGACAAAUAAUUAAAAAAAGAUGCAAUUAUAUUAAUUAAAAUAUAUUUCAGUUUAACUUGACGAAAAAGUGUGUUUCAAUGUAUUAUUUUUUGUACGUGCAAAAAAUGACGAAGCUAAUAAAAAUUAAAUUAUUAUUAUCCAAA